AUGAUUGGUCUCCUCUUUGGAGUAGCAUCAGCGAAAUCUUUAUACUCAACAUUAUAUGAUGUAGAAAACGAAAAGCCAUAUGUCGUUUUAUUUGUAACACCGAAAAAUGAAUACGUCGAUCAAUAUGAAUCUGAAUUUAAUAGUACACGCGAUGAUCUUGGUGAUAUUUGCAAUUUCAUAAAGGUUGAUGUCAAUAAAGAGUUAUUAUUAGGAACACGUCUUCGUAUUAUUUACACACCAGUUAUUUAUGUAUUUUGGCAAGGCAAAGCUCAUUUCUUCCCGAACACAGAAGUUACAAAAGAUAAAAUUUACUCAUUUAUUGCACAAAUUAUUGGUAAAUCCGUUCCAAUGCUUAAAGAAACAGAUAUUGCAACAAAGAAACCACUUGUUGCAAUGUUUACAAAGCGUCUGAAGGCACCAACAGCUCUCUCAUUCGCUCAAUUCAACCUCUCCCUUACAGAUAUUAGAUUUGCUUGGACUAAUAACAAGAAAGUUAUUGAUGCAUUCAGAGUAAAUGAUAUUCCAUCAGUUUACUUCUUCAAGGAUGGUAUCAGAAAGAAAUAUGAUGGUCAAACAGACGCUAAGAAGUUCAUUGAAGAAAUCCGUAAACACUUUAAUGUUACGGAGCUAAAUCAGGCUGAGAAGGACGCUAUUAAGCAAGCUAGAUUUGAAUUAUAA
Messenger RNA from Trichomonas vaginalis G3, 678 nucleotides. RefSeq names its product DNAJ protein ERDJ3A family. The coding region runs from base 1 to 678 and encodes 225 amino acids. The record is from RefSeq and is a predicted model, not a curated record. The transcript has a single exon. NCBI's taxonomy places the organism in Eukaryota, Parabasalia, Trichomonadida, Trichomonadidae.